ACUGUACGAACUGUUGCAGAUUAAAACGACGAGUCAUAUUAUUCGGCAGUCGUUGCGUGAACAGUGAAAAUAUUUACUUGUCGGGCGGUAUGGAUCCCAGUAUCAUUUCAACUAUGGACCGGGACGCGCUUAAAAAGCAGAUCGAAAAUAUGAAGUAUCAAGCUUCAAUGGAGCGUUGGCCCCUAUCUAAAUCAAUCGCCGCAAUGCGAGACUAUGUGGAAGAAAACGAAAAAAAUGACCCGCUGAUCCACGCUCCGGAUAAGAAAAACAAUCCAUGGGCCGAAAAAGGAAAAUGUGUUAUCAUGUAAAAUAUCACUACAUAAAACACCGAGAGAAAUCACAAUAAGAAAAACCAUGAAAAAAAAUAUGGAAAACAUGAGAUAUCCACAAAACAUUCAUUUUAGUGUUAGUCAAAAGUCCAUCCAUUCCUCUCAAUAUAUUUCUACAACUUUAUAUAGUGUGCGGACAUGGAUGAUGUAAUCAAAAUGUAAAAUUUUCAAUUUUUAUUUUGUUUUGUUUUAAAUAAAACUUUUUGUCUUCAUUUGGUUUUUUAUAGAAUUUCGGUUAAGGAUUUAUUUGUUUUUAUGUGUUUAAGUACGUUAAGUAUAUAAAUAGUAAAAACUGUUUAGGUAAGAAAGCAGCGCGGCACACUGAAUUUUUCUUCGAUCUUUUUCCCCCAAAGACAUUAAACAAAUUGAAUAAAAGUGAUGUUCGAAUAAACGAUAAACAAUUUUAGGUGUUAUUUCAUUCGGUAUUUAGCCCAGAAAACAUUUCCUCUCAGACAGACACGUACACACACGAUACACUAUGCAUUAAAAAACUCCCACACCCGCGUCCUCCUAAAAAAAACUCGGAAUCCGAAAUCAAUUUCAACCAGUCAGUCAUUUACUGAAAGCAUUUCCAAUCAACAUUAAAAGUUUAAAUUUAGAUUUUAAAAUGAAUUUGUAAGUUUAAAAACAGCUGAAAUCAAAAAUGAGAAUAAAAAUAAAUAAUUUAAAAUAAUAAUAAAAAACAAUUACUAGCAAACUUUGCUUUCAAAGCUUUCAUAGAACUUUUUAAUUCUCGGAUCUAUAUUUAAAAUGAGAAAAAAAAAAAUAAUUUUUAAUUCAAUUAAAUUUUUAUCAAAAAAAAAAACGAAAAAAGCUGUUUGAUGUAAAACUCGUAAAUUGUUCGUAAUUUUAUUAUGACUUUAUCUGAUUUCAAAAAAAAAACACUCAAAAUGAUUAGACGAGAGACAUGCAUGUCGUAAUAAAUAAAAAUUUAUUUUAAAAACAAAAAAAAUAUUUUUAACUUAAAAGCAAGUUACAUUAAAAUCAAAUUAGUUUGUACUUAAAGAGAAAACAAAUAAUUAAAAACUCAGUAGCAAAAAGAGAAAAGAAAAAUGAGUAAAAAAAACCAUUUAAUUAUAUUAUCGAGUAGAGACAAAACACAAUAUACCUAUGAAUUAAUAACAAAUUAAACAAAAAAGAAAAAUUAAUAAAAAAUAAAAUUGAACAAAAAAAAAUUUAAUGAAAAAAAAUGAUUAGACAGUUUAGAGUUUAAUUUUAGUUCUAUUGAAUCGAUCAGUCUGCGUGCAGAAAAUCUCCCUCCCACCCCCUGACAAAAUGCCCCCGAUAAAUCAUUAAUAUAGAUCUGCACAACCUGGAAACUUGUGUCCUUUUCUAUAUUAAUCAAUUUACAACCCAUAACCAUCCAAUCUCUCCAAUUGAACCCCCAUGCACCCAUUUAUGAUCAAUGCGAUAGAAAUUAGCUUAUGAUUAAAAUGAAAGAAGAAAAAUAAAAUAAAAUGAAUUAUUAAGAUUAUUGUAUUACCUUUAAAUUGUGAACAAAACAACAGCUGAUUAUUUAAAUUAACAAAAAGAAAAUUAAAUUAAUGAAAAAGCAUAAUAUUUACGAGAUAAAUGUAAAUCCAAAGAGAAUAACAACACAAAAAAUGUGGUCGUCAUUUUCAUUUGUCCGGAAUGAAAAUAUAUUUGCUAUUUGAGUAUAAUGGAGAAGUGUGUGUUAAUGCUUUCAAGUUAAACUAACUAACAGAAGAAGAAGAAGAAAAAAAUUGAAGAGGAAACGGGAAUAAGCUAACGAGGUAAGUUUAAUAAUAAAUUAAAGUGAACACGCUCCUAAUAUAAUGUAAUCGCGUUAAAACAAACACAAAAUUAUGAAAAAAAAAAACAAAUCAAAGUUUUUAAUGAAUACCUAGUAAAAAAACCAACGGAAAAAGAUGCAAAAAAGGUUUUGAAUUUGAUUUGAUUGAAAUAAUUUGAAAAAUUUCUUUGGAUUAAUUUUUUUUAAGUAAAAGUUAAAUGUCUCCUCCAUGGUCUUUCUCUUACACCACCAUCCGAAACACCUAUAUGACUUGUACACAAAAUUACAUUUUUGAAAAAUUUUGAAAUUUGUAUAAAUAUGUUUUAUCUAACCAUCGUGUGCUCGAAAUUAUAUGAAUUUUAAAAUGACAACAAAAAUCUAAAUUGUUUACAAUUCAAAUUUUCUCUAAUUUGUUCGUCUCUCUGAUUAUUUUUUUUAAAAUAAUUUUCAAUUUCCAAUUAUAUUCAAUGAACAUUUUACAAAAUUGAAAAAGAAAUAUCUUCACCAUCUUUAACAAACACUACACGUACCAACUUUUUCUUUCUAUAACCCGAAACAAUAAAAAAAAACAGUUUACACUAUAAAGAAAACAAUUUAAUUAAAAUUUAUUUGGUACCACACGGGUAUCCACUCAGAACAUCAAAAUAAGAAAACACAAUUCACACAUCCCGCCCAAAUGAAUUUUUAUUAAACUUUAUUUCAAAUCCCCUUCCCUUCCCACCAAUCCAUCGCCCCGAUCUCCAUUCUCGUUCUGAAAAUGAAUAUAUUUUCAGACAUAUUUGAUAAACCGAAAUACACCUUUCAACCCCUCCGAAAUUGAUUAGAAUUUAUGCGUUGAUUGAUAUAUUAAAUCGCUGAAUUAAAAAGAAAAAAUAAUUAAAUUUUAAAAAACAAAUGAAAAAAAAAACAAAAACACGUGGAUGACUUAAGCUUAAGCCAUAAACAUUACCAUCACAUGAGCUCGAUUAAUAAAUUAUAAAUUGCAUAUAAAGUUAAGACCAUAAAGUAAAGAUAAAAAAAAACAGAAAAAAAUUAGUCGUUACUAACAAUAUGGAAUUUUAAAAUUAUAAACAAACAAAUAUUAUAGAAAUUAAUAAUAUUACAAAAAGAAGAAACCAAAAACCACUGAAAUUAACCGUAUUGAUGAAUGUAGCAUAAAAAAGUUAGUAGAACAUU
Molecule: messenger RNA, 3258 nt
Organism: Bradysia coprophila
Lineage: Eukaryota; Metazoa; Arthropoda; Insecta; Diptera; Sciaridae
Gene: Ggamma30A
Product: guanine nucleotide-binding protein subunit gamma-e
Biological process (GO): phospholipase C-activating G protein-coupled receptor signaling pathway; sensory perception of taste
Cellular component (GO): heterotrimeric G-protein complex
Molecular function (GO): G-protein beta-subunit binding
Source: RefSeq, a predicted model, not a curated record